Eublepharis macularius is the source of this 2224-nucleotide messenger RNA. It is a transcript of the gene C12H14orf93, whose product is annotated as chromosome 12 C14orf93 homolog. The transcript has 7 exons. NCBI's taxonomy places the organism in Eukaryota, Metazoa, Chordata, Lepidosauria, Squamata, Eublepharidae. The record is from RefSeq and is a predicted model, not a curated record. The coding region runs from base 180 to 1634 and encodes 484 amino acids.
CCUCCCCCACUUGCACACACACGAAUACAAAGAGCUGCACGACCUUCCAGCCAGUACCUGCUUCUUCCUAGUUGUUCCAUGGGCCUGAACUCCAAAGAUUACAUCUGGAGCUCAUUUUACCUACUUCGAAAGCACUGCCUGAGAAAUCCCCGGAGUCCCUCAUAAUCUCCUGAGCUGCCAUGUCGUUCAGCGCUACCAUUUUGUUCUCCCCUCCUAACGCGAAAGAAACUAAAUGUGGCUGCUGCACCUGCAAGCAGGAGCCGGGGGCUCAGGCGGCAGCCCCAGCGCCAACCCCCUCCCCACCCUGUACUCCCAUCACUGUUACAGGCACGGGGUUGGCGGUCCAGUCUUCCGAGCAGCUCCUCCAUGUCAUCUACCAGCGGGUAGAAAAGGCCGUGGGCCUUGCGGAAAUGUCUCUGAGCUUGGCCAAAGCCAACAAUGAGGCCCUGAAGCGCCUAGAAGAGGAAAUGGGGGUGCUACGUCGUGGAAUGGCCCCUCCUGUCAAAGCUAGCCCCUUGUGUGUUCCAGAGGAGAGGCAAGAAGAGAAUGAAGAGGAGGAGGAACGAGAGACUGAAGGCUUCCAAAAUGGUGUCCAGGUGGUCAUUGAAGAGCUGAGGCAGCUGGGAGCAGCGGCGGGGCCACCCGGGCCCUUGGGUUUCUCUCCUGUGCAGCUGGGAGCUGGGGGGCUUGGCGGGGUAGCAGAAGAAUCUCCCACAGUAGAUACCUCCAUGCAACGAGCCUAUGCUACACCCUCUUCUCCUGUUCCUCAGACAACUCUACCACCCCUGGAUGAUCCUCCUCUCUCCUGCCCAGAAGUGUCUCCCAACAGCACCACUCUGGAGGAUGCUACACAUGGGGAACCACGUUUUACUUUGGGCUUCGCAAGUCUUCCUUGUAGAAGCCGAAGCAUCGGGCAGAAGAACGCAAGGCGCAAGAGGGACCUUGUGCUCUCAAAACUGGUUCAUAAUGUCCACAAUCACAUCACCAACGACAAGAGGUUUGAUGGCUCUGAGAGCAUUAAAUCUUCAUGGAAUAUCUCUGUGGUGAAAUUCUUGCUGGAGAAGCUGAAGCAUGAAUUGGUAGCAAAUCACCACAAUUACACAGACAAAGAGCUAAAAGGAGCCUGCGUGGCCUACUUUCUGACCAAGCGACGCGAAUACCGUAACUCUCUCAACCCCUUCAAAGGCCUCAAGGAGAAGGAAGAGAAGAAACUGCGCAGCAGACGCUAUCGGCUUUUUGCAAACCGCUCGGGGGUGGCGCGCUUGCUAGGGCCGGAGGAGCAGCGGUUGUGGCAGGGUGUCACCGAAGAGCUCAUGUCUGACGAGGAGGACAGCCUGAGCGAGCCGGGGGUGUGGGUGGCACGUCCCCCACGAUUCCGGGCUGCUCCACUCACCCAGCUCUGCUACCGGCUUGACGCCAACUCGAAGCAUGGCACCAAAGCAAAUCGGGUAUAUGGACCGCCCUCAGAUCGCCUGCCCUCCGCCGAAGUUCAGCUUCUGCCCCUCCACCUAUACAAUUCCCAUUUUCAAGAGGAAGAAGCCGGAGCUGGUACACUCCCUUGCCCACCUGCCCACAAGGGCUUUUGUCCUGACCUCAACUCCUUUGUGGAGAUCAAAGUGGAAAAGGAUGAGUGACCUAAGAGGGCUGUCUGAAUUUCAUCUGGCAACCAAAAACAGAAGGGAGGAUAGUGGUUGGAACCAUGGAAGAUGCCGCGACUGUCCGCCUUUGGUUCUCCUUCAAGAUGGGCAGAGAAGCAAGUGGCCUGCCAUGCCCGGAAUGAAUAGGGAAGAAGACGCCCCUUCAGGCCAGAGGACCCAACUAUGGGUUGAGAUGGAGAAGAAAUGGAAACUGGGAUGAACAGAGCUGGAAAGCAGCCCUACGCAGUAAAGAUAGCAGACUUGUAUUCAGCAGGUUCACAGGAUGAGUAUGAAAGGGGCAGGAUUACAAAAGUAGCCCCCAAGCCUUAGACCAAGGCAAGCCUGAUACAGACUAGGAGUCCUUAUAAAAGAGGGCUGCAUUAUGUGAAAUGGUUGAUCGAGGAACAAUUACUCUCGGGCCCAUCCUAGAGAUCCUGGUACCGAAAGGCUGAUAAGGCGUCCUAAAGAGUGGGAAAUUGUUUUCUGUUUAAUGGAUCUGCUUUGGGGACUUCAGGGUGUAGUAGAUGCCUGGGGAACAUCUUGCUGUACGUCUUCAUGGGUUUGAAGAUGGGUCGAAAGAGGCAAUA